CGCGUGUGGCUGACGUCAUCAGCCGGGGACACUGGCCGAAGAAACUGGAAGAGGAUUUAUGGAUUAGAAACAGCUGCUAAUCCGAACUGUUGUGCUGCUAACCCUAGCUGUUGUGCUGCUAACCCGAACUGUUGUGCUGCUAACCCUAGCUGUUGUGCUGCUAACCCUAGCUGUUGUGCUGCUAACCCGAACUGUUGUGCUGCUAACCCGAACUGUUGUGCUGCUACCCCGAACUGUUGUGCUGCUACCCCGAACUGUUGUGCUGCUACCCCGAACUGUUGUGCUGCUUUGAAAGACUUCAUCUGGGCGACGUGUGCAGUAAACCGGAAACGAGGCGCCGCUCCUCGGUUUCCUUGACAACGGGGCAGGUUUUGCUGUCGUCAUGUCGGAGUUUGGCGUGGAAGACGGCAAGUGGCUGGAUGCCCACUACGACCCGGUGGCGGGACUCCACACCUUCACGUCCUGCGUGGACCUGGCCGACCUGAGCGGCGACGGCGACAGCGGUCUGGUCGUGGGUGACUUGGGCAGCGGCUCGUCAGCCAUGAAGCUGAAGGUCUACCGAGGAACGUCGCUGGCGAGCGAGAGCGCCUUGCUGGACCUUCCCGCCGGCCUGGUGGCCUUCUUCAUGGACCUCCACGAGCCUCGCAUUCCCGCCGUGGCCGUGGCCUCCGGGCCGUGCGUGUACGUCUACAAGAACCUGAGGCCUUACUGCAAGUUCACGCUGCCGAGCCUGGACGUCAACGCGCUGGAGCAGGAUGUGUGGCAGCAGGCCAGGGAGGGCCACAUCCACCCCGGGACCCUGAAGGAGACGUUGGAGAGCAUCAGGAAGAAGGCGGACGUGCCGCUGUCCGUGCGCUCCAUUCACUUCCUGUCUCUGGAUGCCGAGCACCAGGAGCGCUUCCUCCAGGUGCACAAGCAACAAGCCAUCAAGCGACAGACCGUCAUCACCUGCAUCGCAACCCUGAAGAAGAGCACGGCGGACGAAGACGGCGUCAGCUGCCUGGUGAUCGGCACUGAGAGCGGCCAUGUUUACGUGCUGGACCCCGAGGCCUUCAUCAUCCUCGCAAAGAUGGCGCUGCCUGCCCCCCCCACCAUGAUGGACGUGACAGGUCAGUUCGAUGUGGAGUUUCGGAUGACGGUGGCGUGUCGUGAUGGAAACAUCUACAUUCUGCGCAGGGACUCGGACAGACCCAGGUACUGUGUGGAGCUACCAUCACACCCGGUGGGCCUGGUGAGACUGGCCAAGAACGUGGUGGUGGGCACCGCUGACCACAGCCUGCAGGGGUUCACCCAGAAGGGGAAGAAGCUGUGGAAAGUUCUCCUCCCAGCUGCCAUCUCCACCAUGGCUGCCAUGGACCUCCCCACUCGGGGCUUCCAGGCAGUUCUAGUGGGUCUCACCAACUGCGAGGUCCGGCUGUACCGAGACAAGAACCUGUUGAGUACCAUCAGGACACCAGACGUGGUGACCAGUAUUUGCUUCGGCCGCUAUGGGCGCGAGGACGGGACCCUGAUUAUGACCGCCAAGGGCGGUGGCCUGAUGGUCAAGAUCCUGAAGAGGACGGCGGCGUUUGAAGACCGGGACAGUACUCCAGGACCGCCGGCAGCCCAGAGCGUUCGUCUGAAUGUGCCCAAGAAGACCAAGCUGUACGUGGACCAAACUCUGAGGGAGCGUGAAAACGGCGCAGCCAUGCACCGCACCUUCCAGAUGGACCUGAUACGCCUGCGCCUCGCCGCCGCCAAAGCCUACGCCAAGGCCCUGGAGUCCAGUCUGACCCCGGUGUCCUCCGACCCCGCCGAACCCCUCAGGAUGAAUGCGGUGGUCCAGGGCCUGGGCCCGUCCUUCAAACUCACCCUCAACGUGCAGAACACGGCGGCGUGUCGGCCCAUGGUGGACCUGGCCGUGGUCUUCCUGUAUGACCAGAGCCUGUACAGGAUGAGCAAGCCCUACAUGAAGAUCCCCCUGCUGGUGCCGGGACUCUUGUACCCGGUCCAGACCCUGGUGGAGUGCACCAGCGACAAGGGCAUCUCUGACAUCAUCAAGGUGUUUGUCCUGCACCAGGCGCGCAGCACGCCGCUGCUCACGGCGCACAUCAACAUGCCCGUCAGCGAGGGGCUCAACUAGCAGUCACCUAGCUAGCCAGGUGCAGGUGAGCAGACACCUGUACUCGCAGUGGCACAGGAAGUAGCCAAGAUGGCCACCAACAUUCAUGAAGAAUGGAUUGUUGUCCUUCUUUGUGACAUGAAAGGUGCUCAUUUAAAAGCAGUCCGUUUCAUAUGAAAGUAAGCAGAAGAACAUAUCAUCGUGUAAAUAGAGCAGCUUGUCAAUAGAGAGUUUUUUUUUAAAGAGAAUACAAUCUAUUUGUUGGAUUAGAAGCUUUUAGUCUUCCUCCACAUGGUGGCGCUGUGCAGCACAUUUGACACUUUUAUUCCCCCACAAUAAAAAAGCCAACACCG
Nerophis lumbriciformis (worm pipefish) is the source of this 2454-nucleotide messenger RNA. It is a transcript of the gene bbs1, whose product is annotated as Bardet-Biedl syndrome 1. Gene Ontology annotation, molecular function: patched binding; smoothened binding. Lineage: Eukaryota; Metazoa; Chordata; Actinopteri; Syngnathiformes; Syngnathidae. Gene Ontology annotation, cellular component: axoneme; BBSome; centrosome. Gene Ontology annotation, biological process: protein localization to cilium; non-motile cilium assembly. The record is from RefSeq and is a predicted model, not a curated record.